This is a messenger RNA of Amoebophrya sp. A25, 3742 nucleotides long. The record is from the annotation of a GenBank genome assembly. NCBI's taxonomy places the organism in Eukaryota, Dinophyceae, Syndiniales, Amoebophryaceae.
CAGUUGUGCAGCAUGUAGCAGUUUUGGUUGUUUCUUAUGAAGAAGUUAGAAGACCGAUGGUGGAUACAGAGCAUGGGCAGUGAAAUCACCUCCGUGAUGUUUUUUCGUUUUUUGACAAGAUACGCGAAAUAGUUUCAACGUAGCUUUAUUUACUAGUUUUACGUUUUUAAUAUGUUUUAGGUUUUAUUCCACUUCGUUGCAUUCAGAUUUGUGUACUUAGUUAUCGUACUAGCGUGACCGAAACACGUAACAAAGCAAAAUGGCUGUUUCAUCUGCCGCAGGAGCAGCGACCAGUAGCAAGAGCUCCGUUGCCACCACGGCUGCCCGACAGUUUCUCUCCUUUGUGAACCAAACCGGGUCGCCUUACCACAGUGUCGCAGCUGUGAAGCAAAUGUUGAAAGAUGCCAAGUUUGAGGAGCUUAGAGAAGGCAGUCUGCCAUGGCGACUGCAACAGGGAGGACGUUACUUUUUGACGAAACACGCCUCGACGAUUUGCGCGUUCGUAGUCGGUGGCCAAUUCAAUGCACGCGAGGGUGGUUUCGUAGUAACUGGCGGACACACCGACAGUCCAUGCCUGCGACUAAGACCAAAUACGAAGGUGAGCAGCGGACACAAAGACUAUCUGCAGGUCGGAGUACAGACCUAUGGCGGCGGACUCUGGCACACGUGGUUCGACAGGCCACUCGGUCUUGCAGGGAAAGUCGUAUGCAGAAAAGGGGGAGGUGAGUUUACAUGAUGAACAUUUUUGUGCCUUGUUUUUCUGGUUAAUGUUAUCAUGGAUAUCCUGAUUGUAGCUAAUAGUAUUUAAUACUCAGCUACAAGAGGGGUAAGCAACAAGAUGAAGUAUGAUAUAUCGAAGAAGAUUAAACAUCUACAUUCCAUUAGUGACUACUCUCAUCGUCCGCGGCACAGCAUCAUCGUGGUAAAGGACGAAAACCAAGUGGGAGUGACAGGUUGUAUUGACCUCCCAUUCCUCCAUCAACCUGCCAGGUGGCCUCGAAGAAAAGCUGGUGAGGAUAGAUCGACCAGUAUUAUUCAUUCCGAACCUUGCUAUACAUCUGCAGACCGCAGAUGAGCGCAAGGCUUUUACGAUAAAUAACGAAACGCAUUUGCAACCUAUCCUCUGUGUGAAUGAGCCUCCGUCUUCUAGUAUUUGUGUCGAAGCAAAACCCGAAAAAAACGACGAAGAAAACAAGCAUCAUUCGACGCAGCUCUUGAGACUCAUUUCCGAUGAACUGGGAGUGCAGCCGUCAGGCACUCUUAAAUUUCUAAUUUGUUUCUCGUGGCUUUGCAAAGAUGGCGUUUUCAUUUUUGUUGAAAUACUAGCUUGGAGCGCCCGAUAACAACCCCUCGCACUAGGAUGCCCCUCCCCCCGAAGUAACCCAGGGAACAGGUAGGCAAUUCGUUAACUUUCAACAGUUUCGCUGAAGCUCAACUGCUUGGAUUUGAGUUUCUCAAAUUUCGAAGCCUUCCGCAUUAUUUUGCCGCUUUGGGACGGAUUAAAUUCAUCGCUGGAUUUGAAUUUCUCCAAUUCCAAAAUUUUUGAUUAUAUAGGCCUUUCCUCUGAGAUUCCAUCUCCUGGCAUGGCAAUUUCUCAAAUGUCGCAGCUUUCCUAUUAUUUUGCCUCGUAGGGGUUCAAUUUGUUGGAUUUGGAUUUCUCAAAUCCCAAAAUUUUUGACUUUGCGCCUUAUCUCUGAGAUUCAAUGCCCUGGAUUGCUGGAAUUCCUCAAAUUUCGGCGCUUUCUUUAUUAUCUUGCUUCUUAUGCUUGGCGAUUCUCAAGCCCCAAAAUUUUUGAUUUUAAGCAUUGGCUUGCUCUGGCAUUCAAUUUCCUGGGUUUGACUUUGAAUUUCUCAAAUUUCGAAGCUUUCCGCAUUAUUUCGCCCCUUUGGGAUUGAAUUCGCCGGAUUUGAAGCUCUCAAAUCCCAAGAUUUUCGACUGUAGGACCUUUUUCUGGGUUUCAAUCUCCUGGAGUUGAAUUUCUCAAAUUUCGAAGCUUUCGGAUUGAAUUCGUGGGAUAUGAGUAUCUCAAAUCCCAAAAUUUUUGACUUUAAGCAUUUUUUCGGAAGUUCAAUCCUGGGAUUCAAUUUCUCAAAUUUCGAAGCUUUCCGCAUUCUUUUGUCGCUUUAGGAUUGAACUCGCCGGAUUUGAAUUUCUCAAAUCCCAGUUUUUUGAUAUUUUGGGCAUUUUUUCUGCGAUUCAAUUUGCUGGAUUUGCGCUGUUCGUGAGUUGGGGAGUUCGUGAGUUUAUGGAUUCAUGAGUUCGGGCUCGUUCAUGCGUUCGAACUCGUUCAUGAGUUCGUGAGUUCGUGUUCAUGAGUUCGUGAGUUCAUGAGUUCGUUUUCGUGGGUUCAUGAGUUCGUGAGUUCACGGGUUCAGAAGUUCAGAAGUUCGGAAGGGGUUCAUGGGUUCAUGGGGUUUGCUGGUUUUUGUGUCGGAGGUUGAGGGGUUUGAGGUUGUGGGUUUCGGAGGUUGUGGGUUGGGGUGUUGGAGGUUGAGGUUCCGGAGGGGAAGUGUUUGCUGAAUUUUAUUGCUCUUAAUAUUGAUAAGCAGAGCCAUCUGAAAAACACUCUCUAUCUACUCGGUCGACAACUCAACUUCGAUAUCUAUCUUUAUUUCGAUCUACACACACUACAGCCAUCCUCGAUAUGGAUUUAUGCCUUUUCGACGCGGAGCCUUCCAGAUUGAUCGGUGCCAAUGAGGAUUUCAUUUAUUCGGGGAGAAUUGACAAUUUGGCAUCUGUGUUUGCGCAGUUUGCGGGACUAGUAGAGUUCGCAAACUCACCUGAAUGUCAGCAGAGCAAGGACAUAUCGGUACAUUCUCAGAACGAACGUGCCAGUUUUCUUUGCCUUUCUUUGAGUUCAAUAGUUACUUGAAGGCUUGUCUUGCUCUUCAUCGAGCUUUAUUUAUUGAAAAACUACAUAAUGUUGAUGUUGAAGUUACUUACUGAAUCAAAUUAUACUCUCCUUCCAUUAUUAUGAUGAACUUCCGGGUAGAAAACUAAUAGAAAUAGCCCUUAACUCGAAGGAGCUGCAGGAUAGUCCUCCUUACUCGUCGAUGUCCAUGAAGAUCUGAAAUGAUAAGAUAAUUCAAUCACCAACAUCCAUGUUAAUAGGUAGCCGCUGCAUUCGACCAUGAGGAGGUAGGUUCCGAGUCUGCAACGGGUGCUGACAGCGUAAAUUUGGAGAACUGGUUAAAACAGUUGCUUGGCGAGUGUGUGGACAACUUCGACCACGCACGCAAAAAACUAAAAACGAUAAUUAACGGCACUAGCGCAGCUGCUCCAACGACGUGUAUUCCAUACGACAAUGAGUGGCUGAACGUGCUUUCGCGAAGUUUUCUCUUUUCCAUCGACUGCGCGCACGGCUUGCAUCCGAACUACAGCGCCAAGCACCAGGUUGAGCAUCGGCCGCUCCUUCACCAAGGCAUUGUCAUUAAGACGAAUGCCAACCAGCGCUACGCGACGACGGCGCUCACGAGUGCGCUUUUUAGGCGUGUCUGCGAACUUUCGGACGUAAAGGUGCAAGACUUCGUGGUGCGGAACGAUUGUCCCUGCGGCAGCACGAUCGGGCCAAUGGUGUCGAGCAAUCUGGGCAUGCGCUCCAUCGACAUCGGCAUCCCGCAGUGGGCCAUGCACAGCAUCAAAGAGACAUGCUCUUCUAUUGACAUCCAGUAUCUCAAAGACUUCUGCGCAGGCGCGUACAUGCAUUUUCGCGAGGUGGACGAGCAAUGCGCCAGUUUGUAA